CACGCCGGCUCCCUUCCUGAACUCUUUCUCGUAGCUUUUCGCGGCGGUCUGUAUAGCGGUGCUGUGUGCAGCUUACCGGGACUGACUGCUUUACGGUGCUGCUGCUUUUUUUGUUUUGAUGGCGGGUAACUUCUGGCAAAGCUCUCAUUAUUUACAAUGGAUUUUGGAUAAACAAGAUCUACUAAAAGAACGUCAAAAGGACUUGAAAUUCCUAACCGAAGAAGAAUAUUGGAAAUUGCAGAUUUUUUUUACAAAUGUCAUUCAAGCUUUAGGAGAACACCUUAAAUUAAGACAACAAGUCAUUGCCACUGCCACAGUUUACUUUAAACGAUUUUAUGCCAGGUAUUCAUUAAAAAGUAUAGAUCCUGUUUUAAUGGCACCAACCUGCGUGUUUUUGGCAUCCAAAGUAGAGGAAUUUGGUGUUGUUUCAAACACAAGAUUAAUUUCUGCUGCUACAUCUGUAUUAAAAACUAGGUUUUCUUAUGCAUUCCCAAAAGAGUUUCCUUAUAGGAUGAAUCAUAUAUUGGAAUGUGAGUUUUAUCUACUAGAAUUAAUGGAUUGUUGUUUAAUAGUGUAUCACCCAUACAGACCCCUGCUCCAGUAUGUACAAGACAUGGGACAGGAGGACAUGCUUCUUCCACUAGCAUGGAGAAUAGUAAAUGACACAUACAGAACAGAUCUUUCUCUGCUCUACCCUCCUUUUAUGAUUGCUCUAGCUUGUCUACAUGUAGCAUGUGUUGUUCAGCAGAAGGAUGCUCGACAGUGGUUUGCUGAAUUGUCAGUAGAUAUGGAAAAGAUCUUAGAAAUCAUAAGAGUCAUCUUGAAGCUUUAUGAACAGUGGAAGAACUUUGAUGAGAGGAAGGAAAUGGCAGCUAUCCUUAGUAAAAUGCCAAAACCCAAGCCUCCACCUAACAGUGAAGGAGACCAGGGACCAAAUGGAAACCAAAGCUCUGGUUACAGCCAAUCUUGAUAUAAUCCAAAAAUUCAAUACUGGACCAAAGGAAUCUGGAAAUAGCCACAUAACAUGCUGGAGCUGUAUCUAUGACGUGGGAUUCAGAAAACAAGAUACGGAUUUUCAUCUCCAGAAUUUAGAGUAAAACUUCACAGCGGCCUAUUCGAAUGUCAGUAGAGUGAUUUUGAUGAACUUUGAUUUUAAAUGCAUAAGUCAUAAUUAAACAAUAUCGUACGCUUACUUGUAUGGGUUUUGUGAAAAUUUUGUUUUCGUGCAAAGCUUCUGGUUAUGAUUCUGGAAUUAGGUGAAACCUCAUUGCCAAUUGUUUCACGAAUUGUGUCUGUUCAAUGUGUUCUGUCAACACUAUGGAAAAAUUAUCAAAUUUUCAAUGCAUGUUUUUUUUGCUUCUUCAGUCCUAUAAAUAUUCCUAACUCCUAGAAUUUUACCUUUUUGAAGCAUCUAAAUUACUUACACUCCUCCUAGCGGUAAUAGCACUUUUCAUAAUGAUAGUGCUUAUUUUUCCAAAAUCGUUCUAGUGCUCUAGAUUUGAUUAUUCUGCUUGAGAAAUAAUAAAACCAUUACUUAGAGGAAUUUUAUUUUGGAUUGGGGAGAUGGUUGCUAAAUAUAGUCUACAGAAAAUACAACAAGUUAUGUUACGGAUUACCGUAUAACUAUUCUCAAUGGCCACUACAUAUGAACGUUUUCAGUUUCAAUUUAUAAAUCCCUUGCACCUUUGGUUCAAGGACGUUCUAUCCUUUGACUUUAUACUGCAUGAUACAAAGUUGAAAAGCUACUAGAAAAUUCCAGAUAGUAAACAGCAUUGCAAGUGCUAUGUAUGUAAAGUGUAAAUAUCUGAAUUACAAUUUCCAGAUGGUUUUGCACGAGAUUCCAGCCAUUAUGUGCACGCACGUAAAUUGUUUGUAGGAAUACAUAAGUGUUAUUUAUGUUGUAGAAGUCUUCAGUUCACCCAUUUGGAGCAUCCCACUGCUUUUGUGUUCUUUAGAAAAUGUAAAUCUGUUAGAAAGUAAAGGUGUGACAGUUGGCCCUGUGGAAGCUGGAUUAUAAAGGUCACAAUGGUGCUCUUGACUUUACCACAAUUUAGCAUUAACACUGUACUUAAAUGGUUUUAUAUUAAAAUAAAGCAUUGCAUAAAA
This is a messenger RNA of Spea bombifrons (plains spadefoot toad), 2106 nucleotides long. RefSeq names its product cyclin C (gene CCNC). The record is from RefSeq and is a predicted model, not a curated record. Gene Ontology annotation, cellular component: mediator complex; nucleus. Gene Ontology annotation, molecular function: cyclin-dependent protein serine/threonine kinase regulator activity. The coding region runs from base 119 to 970 and encodes 283 amino acids. The transcript has 12 exons. Gene Ontology annotation, biological process: positive regulation of transcription by RNA polymerase II. Lineage: Eukaryota; Metazoa; Chordata; Amphibia; Anura; Pelobatidae.